This is a messenger RNA of Rotaria sp. Silwood2, 627 nucleotides long. The record is from the annotation of a GenBank genome assembly. Lineage: Eukaryota; Metazoa; Rotifera; Eurotatoria; Philodinida; Philodinidae.
AUGUCAUCAUUUAGUGAAUCUUUACCAAAAGAUAAAUUAUCUGAAGCUUCUUCUGAACAUAGAUUUAUUCAAUUGGUAUCUACUUGUGAAAUCACACAGGAACAAUUCAAUACAUGGCUAGCUCAAGAUUAUCUUUUUGUUAAUUUUUAUAUUCGAUUCCGUAGUCAUGUGCUUGUAUAUGCUCCUCGACAAGAUUUUAAAUUCUUGAUUAAAGGACUUUCAGCAAUAGAAGAAGAAUUAAGUUGGUUUGAAAAUAAAUUAAAAGAGAAAAAUAUAUCUAUCAAUGAUAUUAAACCAUUAUCUACUAAUCUUAAUUAUCAACAUUGGUUGAAUAAAUUGAUGCACACUCAGAAAUCGUAUUUAAGUUUGAUUACAGCAUUUUAUGCUAUGGAACUUUGCUAUUAUAAAGCAUGGAAAUCGGUUAAAAAUCAUGAUUAUCAAGAAUUUGUCAAUAGAUGGGGAUCAGAAGAAUUUGGACAAUUUAUUGAACAACUUCGAAUAAUUGUUGAUGUUGCAUCAAUAACUGCUUCUGAUAAUGACAAACAAGAAGCACGUCAUCUUUGGGACGAUAUCAUGCGAUUCGAAGUCGAUUUUUGGAAUAUGGCAAUAAAUGAGAAAUCAAACUAA